Messenger RNA from Elephantulus edwardii (Cape elephant shrew), 4062 nucleotides. RefSeq names its product bromodomain containing 4 (gene BRD4). NCBI's taxonomy places the organism in Eukaryota, Metazoa, Chordata, Mammalia, Macroscelidea, Macroscelididae. The transcript is spliced from 19 exons. Gene Ontology annotation, biological process: positive regulation of transcription elongation by RNA polymerase II; chromatin remodeling. Gene Ontology annotation, cellular component: chromatin; nucleus. The record is from RefSeq and is a predicted model, not a curated record.
AUGUCUGCGGAGAGCGGCCCUGGGACAAGAUUGAGGAAUCUGCCCGUGAUGGGGGAUGGACUAGAAACCACCCAGAUGUCCACGCCGCAGGCCCAGGCCCAGCCCCAGCCAGCUGCCGCAGCCAGCGCCAACCCCCCACCUCCCGAGACCUCCAACCCCAACAAGCCCAAGAGGCAGACCAACCAGCUGCAAUACCUGCUCAAAGUGGUGCUCAAGACACUAUGGAGACACCAGUUCGCGUGGCCUUUUCAACAGCCCGUGGAUGCUGUCAAGCUCAACCUCCCUGAUUACUACAAGAUUAUCAAGACUCCCAUGGACAUGGGGACGAUCAAGAAGCGCUUGGAAAACAACUAUUACUGGAAUGCUCAGGAAUGUAUUCAGGACUUCAACACAAUGUUUACAAACUGUUACAUCUACAACAAGCCUGGAGAUGACAUUGUCUUAAUGGCUGAAGCUCUGGAGAAGCUCUUCUUGCAAAAAAUCAAUGAAUUGCCUACUGAAGAGACGGAGAUCCUGAUCGUUCAGGCAAAGGGACGAGGCCGAGGAAGGAAGGAAGCAGGGACAGCAAAGCCUGGUGUCUCCACGGUACCAAACACAGCGCCAACAUUAACGCCGCCACACACCCAGGCCCCUCAGCAGAACCCACCGCCUGUGCAGUCUGCGCCUCAUCCUUUCCCUGCUGUCACCCCAGACCUCAUCGUCCAGGCCCCUGUCAUGACAGUGGUGCCACCUCAGCCCCUACAGGCACCCCCGCCAGUGCAAUCCCAGCCUCCUCCCCCUCCUACACCAACCCCCCAGCCCGUGCAAAAUCACCCGCCCAUCAUUGCAACCACCCCGCAGCCUGUGAAGACAAAGAAGGGGGUGAAGAGGAAAGCAGACACCACCACCCCUACCACCAUUGAUCCUAUCCACGAGCCACCCUCACUGCCCCCUGAGCCCAAGGUCACCAAGCUGGGCCCAAGGCGGGAGAGUGGGCGACCUGUGAAGCCUCCGAAGAAGGAUGUCCCUGACUCCCAGCAGCAUCCAGCACCUGACAAGAGCAGCAAGGUCUCAGAGUAGCUCAAAUGUUGCAGCGGCAUCCUUAAGGAAAUGUUUGCCAAGAAGCAUGCGGCCUACGCUUGGCCCUUCUACAAACCUGUGGAUGUGGAGGCGCUGGGCCUGCAUGACUAUUGCGACAUUAUCAAGCAUCCCAUGGACAUGAGCACAAUUAAGUCUAAACUGGAGGCUCGCGAGUACCGCGACGCUCAGGAAUUUGGUGCCGACGUCCGAUUGAUGUUCUCCAACUGCUACAAGUACAACCCUCCUGACCACGAGGUGGUGGCCAUGGCGAGGAAGCUCCAGGACGUGUUUGAAAUGCGCUUUGCCAAGAUGCCAGAUGAGCCCGAGGAACCUGUGGUGACUGUCUCUUCCCCAGCUGUGCCUCCACCAGCUAAAGUGACAGCCCCACCCUCUUCCAGCGACAGCAGCAGCGAUAGCUCCUCUGACAGUGACAGCUCCACUGACGACUCAGAGGAGGAGCGAGCCCAGCGUCUGGCAGAGCUUCAGGAGCAGCUCAAAGCCGUGCAUGAGCAGUUAGCAGCCCUUUCACAGCCACAGCAGAACAAGCCAAAGAAAAAGGAGAAAGACAAAAAGGAAAAGAAGAAAGAGAAGCACAAAAAGAAAGAAGACGUGGAAGAGACCAAGAAGAGCAAAGCCAAGGAGCUCCCUCCCAAGAAGACCAAGAAAAACAAUAGCAACAACAACAAUGCCAGCAAGAAGGAACCAGCACCUGUGAAGAGCAAGCCACCUCCAGCAUAUGAGUCAGAAGAAGAAGACCGUUGCAAACCCAUGUCGUAUGAGGAGAAGCGGCAGCUGAGCCUGGAUAUCAACAAGCUACCCGGUGAGAAGUUGGGCCGUGUGGUGCACAUCAUCCAGUCCCGUGAGCCUUCACUCAAGAACUCCAAUCCUGAUGAGAUCGAAAUUGACUUUGAGACCCUGAAGCCAUCCACACUGCGAGAGUUGGAGCGCUAUGUCACCUCUUGCCUGCGCAAGAAGAGGAAGCCCCAAGCAGAGAAGGUGGAUGUGAUUGCUGGCUCCUCUAAGAUGAAAGGCUUCUCCUCUUCUGAGUCAGAGAGCACCAGCGAGUCCAGCUCCUCUGACAGCGAAGACUCCGAGACAGAGUUGGCUCCAAAGAAGAAGAAAGGGCACCCAGGGCGGGAGCAGAAGAAGCACCACCACCAUCACCACCAGAUGCAGCAGGCCCCUGCUCCUGUGCCGCAGCAGCCCCCGCCACCGUCUCAGCAGCCCCCGCCGCCACCUGCACCUCAGCAGCAACCCCCAGCCCCACAGCCCCCACCCAUCCUACCACAGCAGUCAGCCCCGGCGCUCAAGGCCUCCCCUCCACCCUUCAUCGCCACCCAGGUGCCUGUACUGGAGCCCCCGCUCCCAGGCAAUGUCUUCGACCCCCUCAGCCACUUCACCCAGCCCAUUAUGCACCUACAACCACCUGAGCUGCCACCUCACCUGCCACCACCACCGGAGCACAGCACUCCUCCACACCUCAACCAGCACACCGUGGUCUCCCCCCCAGCUUUGCACAACGCACUGCCCCAACAGCCCUCUCGGCCCAGCAACCGUGCUGCUGCCCUGCCCCCCAAGUCAACACGGCCCCCAGCUGUGGCACCCACCCUGGCGCAGCCAGCCCUGCUCCCACAGCCACCUAUGGCUCAGCCUCCCCCAGUGCUGCUGGAGGAGGAGGAGCCUCCUGCCCCACCCCUCACCUCCAUGCAGAUGCAGCUGUACUUGCAGCAGCUGCAGAAAGUCCAGCCACCAGCCCCUCUACUCCCUUCCGUGAAGGUGCAGUCCCAGCCCCCUCCGCCCCUGCCACCCCCACCUCACCCAGCUGUGCAGCAGCAGCUGCAGCCCCCUCCACCACCACCAACACAGCUACCCCAGCCCCAGCCCCCGCCUCAGCCACAGCCACACCCACCACCACCCCGGCCUGUGCACCUGCAGUUCCCUACCCACAUCCAGCAGCCCCCACCACCCCCAGGCCAGCAGCCCUCACACCCAGCCCCUGGCCAGCAGCCACCCCCACCACCUCCUGCCAAGCCACAGCAGGUCAUUCAGCACCACCCUUCACCCCGGCACCACAAGUCAGAUCCCUACUCUACAGGUCACCUCCGUGAAGCCCCCUCCCCGCUUAUGAUACAUUCCCCCCAGAUGCCACCGUUCCAGAGCCUGACCCACCAAUCCCCACCCCAGCAGAACGUCCAGCCUAAGAAGCAGGAGCUGCGUGCUGCCUCUGUGGUCCAGUCUCAGCCCUUGGUGGUGGUAAAAGAGGAGAAGAUGCACUCACCUAUUGUCCGCAGUGAGCCUUUCAGCCCUGCACUGCGGCCCGAGCCCCCCAAGCACCCAGAGAGCAUCAAAGCGCCCAGCCACCUUCCCCAGCGGCCAGAGCUGAAGCCUGUAGACACCGGAAGGCCUGUGGCUCGGCCCCCAGAGCAGAAUGCACCCCCACCAGGGGCUUCUGAUAAGGACAAGCAGAAACAGGAACCCAAGACGCCAGUUGCACCCAAAAAGGACCUGAAAAUUAAAAACAUGGGCUCUUGGGCGAGCCUGGUGCAGAAGCAUCCUACUACCCCAUCCUCCACGGCCAAGUCUUCAAGUGACAGCUUUGAGCAGUUUCGCCGUGCAGCGCGAGAGAAGGAAGAACGUGAGAAAGCCCUGAAAGCACAGGCUGAGCACGCGGAGAAGGAGAAGGAGCGGCUGCGGCAGGAGCGCAUGAGGAGCCGUGAGGAUGAAGACGCACUGGAACAGGCCCGGCGGGCCCAUGAGGAGGCACGCCGCCGCCAGGAACAGCAGCAGCAACAGCGGCAGGAGCAGCAGCAGCAGCAAGCAGCUGCUGUGGCCGCCGCUGCCCCCCAGGCCCAGAGCUCCCAGCCCCAAUCCAUGCUGGACCAGCAGCGGGAGCUGGCCCGAAAGCGUGAGCAGGAACGGAGGCGCCGGGAAGCGAUGGCAGCUACUAUUGACAUGAAUUUCCAGAGUGAUCUAUUGUCAAUAUUUGAAGAAAAUCUUUUCUGA